GCCAUGGCACUGGAGACCGUUCCCAAGGAUUUGCGACAUCUGCGAGCUUGUCUCCUCUGUUCCUUGGUGAAGACAAUAGACCAGUUUGAGUAUGACGGCUGCGAUAAUUGCGAUUCGUACCUACAGAUGAAAGGGAACCGAGAGAUGGUGUAUGACUGCACAAGCUCUUCUUUUGACGGGAUCAUUGCAAUGAUGAGCCCAGAGGAUAGCUGGGUCUCUAAAUGGCAGCGAGUCAGUACCUUCAAGCCUGGAGUUUAUGCAGUGUCUGUCACUGGCCGCCUGCCUCAAGGAAUCGUUCGGGAGCUGAAGAGCCGAGGUGUGGCUUACAAAUCCAGAGACACAGCGGUAAAGACCUAG
Molecule: messenger RNA, 357 nt
Organism: Gracilinanus agilis (Agile Gracile Mouse Opossum)
Lineage: Eukaryota; Metazoa; Chordata; Mammalia; Didelphimorphia; Didelphidae
Product: transcription elongation factor SPT4-A
Exons: 1
Coding region: 4-357 (117 amino acids)
Biological process (GO): chromatin organization; regulation of transcription elongation by RNA polymerase II; positive regulation of DNA-templated transcription, elongation
Cellular component (GO): DSIF complex; nucleus
Molecular function (GO): zinc ion binding; RNA polymerase II complex binding
Source: RefSeq, a predicted model, not a curated record